AUGGGCAUUUGUGUUACAAAAACAAAUAAAGAAAAACCAGCAAAUCUAAUUCGUCUAAUUAAAAUAGAAAAUGAAAAUACUAUCCCUAAAUCUCUAACUUUGUUUGAAAUUCAAACUAAAACACUAAAUACAUGGUUUAAAAUGGAUGAAAUGCUUAACUAAUUAGUGUCUUGUAAAAGAACAAUCAAGAUCAUUCAGUUUAAAAAAACCAUUAAUCAAAUUUUAAUGGCUUAUAAGAUAAAUAAUCCUAUGAAUGAUGUGACUUUAGGAUUAGUUUUAGAGCUUAUGGAGAAAAUUGCAUUUUUAAUUGAAGAAUUAAUAAGAGAAGAGCUUCUUACAAAAGAAGUGAGUACAAAGUUCUAUCAAUUUUAUACACAAAUCGUAGAAUUAUCUUUAGAAUACUCAAACUGGAAAAACAAUUCCACUACUGAUAAAACUUAACUUUCGAGUUUUAUUUGAAUUAUCA
Paramecium sonneborni is the source of this 466-nucleotide messenger RNA. Lineage: Eukaryota; Ciliophora; Oligohymenophorea; Peniculida; Parameciidae. The record is from the annotation of a GenBank genome assembly.